AUGGAUAAUCAAUAUUACCCGGGCAAUCAAUCAUAUCGAUCUACUCAAAGUCAAGGGACCAGUGAAGGACUAUAUACACCAAUGACCUCUUCUCGACCAAUCGUCACUCAUUAUACCUAUCCACAACAAUCAGAAACAUCUCGAACUAUUCAUGCCAACGGUGAAUAUUCAAAUAAUCAAAGAAUAAAAUAUUGGUGGGAACCAUCUGGACCUUUUAAGCCAUAUAGAACCACAUAUCAAGAUUAUGGUCCUGGAACAAAUCUAAGCUAUCGAAGACCCAAAAAUUAUUUAACUCAACCUUAUAUUUACCAUGAUCCCCACGGUGUCUUGCGUCCACCUGUGACAGAUACAGAUCCAAAUAAAUAUGCCUACGAAGUACCACACAAACUUGAUGCGAGUCCAUACGCAUCGGUGAAUGCUUCACCUAGACGAACAUAUUAA
Messenger RNA from Rotaria socialis, 441 nucleotides. Lineage: Eukaryota; Metazoa; Rotifera; Eurotatoria; Philodinida; Philodinidae. The record is from the annotation of a GenBank genome assembly.